GCUACAAGGAUAUAUGGUACAACACGGAGAGGUGCAGGCGUCCCCCCAAAAGGGUGUGGUCCAUCCAUGGCAAGUGACGACAUCACCAGCUUCCCUUUGGCUCUCCCAGGCAGAGAGGGAGCAUCCUUUUCUCGGUCGGAACCCCAGGAUCAGGAGGACUUGGGGCCUGUUAGGAAGAGAAUGAAAGGAGAUGCAGAUGGGGAUCCCAACCUGGACCUGCCAGCGGGGGUCGCAGACCAGGACAGAGACACCCAGGCCAGCCUUGAGGUCAGAGCUGCAGCCGUGAAGCCAGACAAGAUGGAGGAGACACUCACCUGCAUCAUCUGCCAGGACCUGCUGCAUGACUGUGUGAGCCUGCAGCCCUGCAUGCACACCUUCUGCGCAGCCUGCUACUCGGGCUGGAUGGAGCGCUCUGCCCUGUGCCCCACCUGCCGCUGUCCAGUUGAGCGCAUCUGCAAAAACCACAUCCUCAACAACCUGGUGGAGGCCUACCUGCUACAGCACCCGGACAAGGGCCGCAGCGAGGAGGACAUGCGCAGCAUGGCCGCCAGGAACGGGAUCACUCAGGACAUGCUGCAGCCCAAAGUCCGGAGGGCCUUCUCGGACGAGGAGGGCAGCUCCGAGGACCUGCUGGAGUUGUCAGACGUGGACAGUGAGUCCUCGGACGUUAGCCAGCCGUACGUUGUGUGCAGACAGUGCCCUGAGUACCGAAGGCAGGCGGGGCAGCCUCUUCCCUGCCCAGGGCCUGGCAGUGAGCCAGGGGCACCAGCAGCCCCUGGGGAUGCACCGUCAACAUCCACCAGUGUUGCAACAGCCCAGGACUACGUGUGUGCCCUGCAAGGAAGCCAUGCCAUUUGCAACUGCUGCUUCCAGCCCAUGCCCGACCGGCGGGCGGAGCGUGAGCGGGACCCUCGCAUUGCCCCCUAGCAGUGUGCUGUUUGCCUACAGCCCUUCUGCCACUUGUACUGGGGCUGUGCCCGCACCGACUGCCUUGGCUGCCUGGCCCCAUUCUGUGAACUCAACCUGGGUGACAGGUGUCUGGACGGGGUGCUGAGCAACAACAACUACGAGUCGGACAUCCUAAAGAAUUACCUGGUGACCAGGGGUUUGACGUGGAAAAACGUGCUGACCGAAAGUCUCGUGGCUCUGCAGAGGGGAGUGUACCUGCUGUCUGAUUACAGAGUCACCGGGAACACCGUGCUGUGCUACUGCUGCGGCCUGCGGAGCUUCCGAGAGCUGUCCUACCAGUAUCGGCAGAACAUUCCCGCUUCCGAGCUGCCGGUGGCUGUAACAUCCCGUCCUGAUUGCUACUGGGGCCGCAACUGCCGCACUCAAGUGAAGGCCCACCAUGCAAUGAAAUUCAAUCACAUCUGUGAACAGACGAGGUUCAAGAACUAAGCAUCCAGUGAGGCACCCAGAUGGCUGAGGAAUAUUGGAGGUCGAGGACAAGUGUUUCAGAAAAUACCGAAUUCCGACAGUUUGAGGGCAUUUUACAGCCCCCCUUAGGGGACACUGGGGGGGGGGGGAUCUCCGCGUUGGGCCCUGUGGUGUGACUUUUACUUUGCGGAGUGAGACCCUCGGUAAGAAGCCCUCCAGUGGCCUGGGAGGCCCAGGGCGGCACAGGACGGCACAAGCUGUUCUCCGAGCUCUGGGGCCCGAGAAGCAGCCAUGACCUGUUCCCUCCCGCUGAGAUGACCGCAGGCCUGCCCUCUGCACCUUCCCGCACCACUGCAACACAGCCAUCCCUCUUCAGGAGAAGCGUCCUGGGAGAGGGAGGAAAGUUUGUCAGGAGCGCUGUGUCCUUUGAGGAAGGGGAGGCUGACAGGCCGUGGGCGUCCAGCACGCCUGCUGCAGGGCGAGCCAAUGUCUCACGCUUGUGUUUUCAUAGAUUUGGUGCUUAUCCUCUAAUAAGACUUACCUAUCACAACCAGUAGCACAAAUGAUAUAAUUUAUAGUGUACAAAUUGGACUAAAAUUGGGGCUAGUAUGAUAUUUGAAAGAGUAUGUCUCUGUCGAUUACAAACAAGUCAUCAGCCAUCCAGGGCUGCUAACCCCAGACCCCCGGCGUCGAGGGCAAGGUCGGGCCCGUUUCUUGCUCCUCCCCUGUGUUGGGGGCUGGGGGCUGCCCAGGGGUAACCCUCUGGCUCCUCUGGAGCAGCCCCUUCCCGCCAAGAGCGUGAGGGACCCGUGCUUCCCUGAGUCCUCGCCCUCUCCUCCUGCGUUGGGUGUGCCGUGUCAUCCGGAACAAUACUUGAAAUUUUGUUCUUUGUUUAAAAAAAAAAGUUUGUUUAUCCUUUGUCGAAAUCACUUGUUAGGUUUGUCUGCAAAAGGGUAACUUUUUUGCUUCUCCU
Molecule: messenger RNA, 2350 nt
Organism: Camelus dromedarius (Arabian camel)
Lineage: Eukaryota; Metazoa; Chordata; Mammalia; Artiodactyla; Camelidae
Product: E3 ubiquitin-protein ligase CHFR-like
Exons: 1
Biological process (GO): protein ubiquitination; mitotic cell cycle checkpoint signaling; ubiquitin-dependent protein catabolic process
Cellular component (GO): nucleus
Molecular function (GO): ubiquitin-protein transferase activity
Source: RefSeq, a predicted model, not a curated record